AAUAAGUAUUUGUUACGUAUUCGGACCUGAAAAUGUCCGAGAAAACAAAUUUUUGCACAACAAUUAAAAUUGAACCAUUCGAAUAUGAAGAAUUCGAUGACUACAAAAGUGUGUCAGAGAAUGAAGAUAUAUUUCUACAGCGAUUUCUAAAAUCUGAGGUUACAAUAUGCGAAGAAAUAAAGCAAGAAACGAUUGAAUAUCAACAUACAGAAAUACCUUAUAUAUUUAAUGAAGAGAAAAUUUCACAAGAACAUCAAACAACCGAUAAUACGAAACAACCACAUAAAUAUGAAAUAUGCAAUAAAACAUUUGCAACAAAAUACAUAAUAAACAGACAUAAAAGAAGUCAUAAUAAAAAGCGCCCAUAUAAAUGUAGAGCAUGCAAUAAAACUUUCAUAACCAAACAGUCAUUAAAACAACAUGAAAUUGUCCAUAUCAAAGUACGACCUCAUAAAUGUGAGACAUGCGAUAAAACAUUUAAAACAAAAUAUAUACUAAAACAACAUGCAAUGAUCCAUACUAGACUACACUUUUAUAAGUGUGAGUUAUGCAAUAAAACAUUUGCAUCAAAAUACACAUUAAAUGUGCAUGCAAUGAUUCAUAAUGGAGAGAGACCUUAUAAAUGUGAGAUAUGCAACAGGACUUAUUCAACUAAACAUUUAUUGAAACAACAUGAAAUGAUCCAUAUCAAAGUGCGACCUUAUAAUUGUGAGGCAUGUGGUAAAACAUUCAAAUCAAAAUAUAUAUUAAAACAACAUAAAAUGAUUCAUAUCGAAGAACACCCUAAUAAGUGUGAGAUAUGCAAUAAAACAUUUACAACAAAAUACAUAUUAAAGCGACAUACAUUAAUUCAUACUUCAGAAUGACCUAAUAAAAUAUUCAUAACAAUUUCUAAAGGAACAUCAAUAGAUUUAUGCUGCCGAAUGAGAUUUGUUCACACAAGUUCUACACAAAUGUGCUUGUAUAUUUACAAUGGAGAAAGAAAUAUAAUGUAAGCAAAGUGACGACAAAAAUGUAAUGCAUACAUUUAUUUAAUUUAUUGAUUCUUGAUUUCACUGACGAACCUGUCAGUAAACCAUAUGUAAGUAUGUG
Messenger RNA from Ctenocephalides felis (cat flea), 1092 nucleotides. RefSeq names its product zinc finger protein 525-like. Gene Ontology annotation, molecular function: RNA polymerase II cis-regulatory region sequence-specific DNA binding; DNA-binding transcription factor activity. The transcript has a single exon. Gene Ontology annotation, biological process: regulation of transcription by RNA polymerase II. The coding region runs from base 33 to 866 and encodes 277 amino acids. Lineage: Eukaryota; Metazoa; Arthropoda; Insecta; Siphonaptera; Pulicidae. The record is from RefSeq and is a predicted model, not a curated record.